Spodoptera littoralis (African cotton leafworm) is the source of this 3603-nucleotide messenger RNA. NCBI's taxonomy places the organism in Eukaryota, Metazoa, Arthropoda, Insecta, Lepidoptera, Noctuidae. The record is from the annotation of a GenBank genome assembly.
AUGCCUAGGGAACGUUCAGAAGACGGCGACUGUAACGCUAUAGCGCGGCUCAUCAAGGACUUCUGCAGUUGCUCGGAGAACGCCACCUGGUCGCCGGAGAUGACAUCAGACAGACGAAAAGGCCCACUACUCAAGAGUGAACUCACAAACAUGUCUGCGAUGCGUCGAAGAAUAAUUUCCAUUGCCAAAAGAAAAAACAAAGAAGUCCCAGAGCCGCCGAAACUGACCUACGGGACUACUUUCCAGAAGAAUUCAGACACUCUCACUUCAAACUUGGUGAAUACAACGAUCAGUUCUCAAAGCAGUACUCUCAGGCGAAACAUCGACAACUUCCUCCUGUCUCGAAGGAUGUUCGCUCUCGAGGAGGACAUUUACGAGAAACCUAUUCAAGUGAAGACACCCACGUGCGGCGAGAACUGGUCUCUAAGCAAAGCGUGGCGGAACAACAACUCAGAUUUCUUCAACCGCUCGCCUACCCUCGAUUCUAACCGACUAAUUGAGCGGAACUACACCCAACUCGAACGAAUAGAUGAGAUCCCGCAGCGGAAAAAACGAAAUAAGAAAAUGAAGGAGCAAUUGCGAUACGAUAGGAAUAUUAAGAGGCACAUACGGAUACGUGUGAUGUUGUCUUUGCGGAUGAGGAGGUAUAUGAAGAGGAGGAUGAAGAAGCCUGGUCUGCAGGCGUCGCAGAAUGUGAACGUGCCUCCGAGGAGGUUUCCGAGAGGGGCAUCAGUGACGUCGAGUUUUGGGACUCGGUCUUACAGAAGUGUGAUGACGGAUAAGUUAGGGGAUGGUGCUGUGUUGUUUGACAUCUAUGAAGCGAGGAACUCCACCAUGGAGCUCUGCCACGACUACGAAGAGGACCUCGAUACGCUACAGAUUGCGUUACGCGCCGGUAACUUUAGGAGCGGUCGUCUAGCUGUCGAGGGUUGGUGGUGCGGGCGCGCCAUGCCGGGCGCUGGCGGGCGCGCCAACAAUGGCGCCCUGGCGUUGCACUACGCGGCCGCACGAGGGUGCCUCGACUGCGUGCGGUUGCUAACGAACACUACGCCUGAUGUCUCUGCCAACACGGCGAUGGACAAUGACGUGACGCCGGUGUAUCUGGCGGCACAGGAAGGGCAUCUGGCAGUUCUCAAAUAUCUGGUGCUGGAGGCUGGAGGGCGUCUGGAUGCGAGGGCCAGAGAUGGUAUGCUGCCCAUCCAUGCAGCUGCCCAGACCGGUUGCUUGGAUUGCGUUAAAUGGAUGAUUGUGGAGCGUGGCGUAGACCCCAAUGCGAGAGACGGAGACGGGGCCACUCCUCUACAUUUCGCAGCCUCCAGGGGUCAUCUCAGCACAGUACGCUGGUUGCUCAGACAUGGUGCUAGGUUGCACCUGGACAGACAUGGCAAGAGUCCCAUUAAUGAUGCUGCUGAAAAUCAUCAUUUGGAGUGCCUGAACGUGUUGGUGGCUGCGGGUGCGGCAGGGGCGGACAAUAAGCAACUCUCCUCCUACAAGGCGAUACACUCCUGCGCAUGUGCUCCUGGAGAGGCGAGAUGCGCCCUACCGAACUGCAUAAACAUGAAUGGUACUCGCUCCCCCUUCUACCUGCACGCCCCAGAGCGGGAGCGACGUAACUCUGUGCAGGAGCGACGUGGUUCCUUACCUUCCACUGUCGGCUCCGUCAGUUCAGCUCGCUCCGGACCUGCUGAUGGACUGUAUGUCAAUCCGAUGCAGAGAGCCACGUCUACCAGUGUCACGCAUCACAGCUCUUCGGGGGAGGAGAGUUCAGCCUGCUCCGCAUCAGACGCGGAUAACACAGCGAGCGGUUGGUUCCUCCACAACAAUAACAGCAGCUCAGGGGCCCCGGCAGCUCUCUACCAGCGCGUCAGAGACAUGUUCCAUACUCGCUCCCCGGGACCUAGGGUCCCUGCUGAGGGACAGGAGGCACCCGCUAUGACUGGGUCGAGGCAGUCUGAGGAGCCGGAUGAUUCUAUAAUGACUGUGAAAGCAGAAAUCCAUGGGUCUGCAGAGGCCACGACAGCUCAGGAGCAGUCAGACAGUGACAGCGGAGCUGAGACCACCAGGCGAGACCAUCACUAUGAGGAUAUCUACAUGCCCAGGGAGGAACAUCAGAGACGAAGGAGCAGUUCUCGCGACUCAGGCAGCCACAGUCGACCUGGCAGCGCCGCGCUCGUUGUGGACUACAACACCAAAGAUAGCACUGACACCGCAAGCAAAGCUUACGAGGAGGUGUCGUCUCCAGUGUCAGAGACGCAGACCAAGUCAUCGAUAGCCACCAAAUUGGCAGCACUCACACAUAAGGCACAGAAUUUUGCAAGCCGUCUAUCCUCGGCGGCUGGCAGCAGACGCGCGUCAGUAUCAGACGAAGCGACAGUAGUGCAAGCUGCCUCAGCUUCCUCAGGAGUGUCCUCUGGUGGUAGCUCGGGAGACGAGGCUCCUCCUCCGCCUCCACCACCACCGGCACCACCAGCCCCACCCCCACCUGUAGUGUUGGAAGAACCAGCACUGAAGCCUUCGGAGCUCAGGGGGAGAUUAGCGGGGCGACGCGGCUCGGCGGCGUCCGCAGACGACGACAGACCGCGCGGGCCCAACCUCGUCAACAAGCAAGCCGUGCUCCCCUUCGUGCCUCCCGCGUUCCCGCAUAACGCGCCCGACCGCCUUAUCAAACCGUCCGAGUAUUUGAAAACAAUCACGGCGCCGUGCAAGCGGGACGACAGCGCGGCGGAGGCGCGUCCUCCGCCGCCGCCGCCGGUGCCAGCCGACAACGUGCCGCCGCCGCCGCCGCAGCCUCCCGUCACCACGCACCAGCCCCUGGCAGCCAUCAGCAGUGCCGAGCUUUCCUCAGUGCGACUGCGAACACCGGCCACUAAAACGUUAUCAGCCCCGCCCCCUGCACGAUCAGUCAGUUUACAAUGCUUACCCAGCGCCGCAGAAAUCUACAAAAACGCGAAAACGGAUUUGAUAGAGGAACUGAAAAUGUCCAAGGAUAUAACGGGAAUCAAGAAACUGAAAGUGGAACGAGCGCGCCGGGAGAGCCUCCAGGACAAGGAGACGUUCACGGAGUUCACCAAGAGGUUCACUGCUGAAAACUUUGUGGAACAGAGGUGUGCACAGGUCCCGGAAAGAGAUGCAGCUGGUAACGUGAUCCCAGCCUGGAAGCGUCAGAUGCUGGCGAGAAGAGCUGCAGAAAAGGCUCGGAAAGACCUGGAGAAGGAGCUAGCAGGAGAAGCGGAGAGGCGAAGGGCUGCUGCCGUGCCAGCAUGGAAGAGGCAACUGCUGCAACGAAGAGAAGAGGCCGAGAACAGGUUGAGAAAUUCCCUGUACACUCCCAAGGUAGAGGAGACGAACGGACAGCCAAACGGUGAAUGGCGAUCGUACCCGAGCGGGACUCAGCGUGCUGUGUCCAUAGACAACAUCAGCAUGUGCUACGACACUCCUGCGCAGCCCAUAAGGGCGCCAUCAGAAGCAAAGCUGUCUAGUGAUCAUUGUAACGGUCAUACCACAACUAACGGUAAGCAUGAAGAGGAAGAAGAAAAAGCGAAGAUAAUCCCUUGGCGAGCACAACUGCGCAAGACCAACAGCAAAUUAAAUCUUCUUGAAUAA